Messenger RNA from Amoebophrya sp. A25, 315 nucleotides. Lineage: Eukaryota; Dinophyceae; Syndiniales; Amoebophryaceae. The record is from the annotation of a GenBank genome assembly.
CGGGAACUCGUUCUUCCUCUGCUUCGACCCCGAUAACACGGGACCCGAAGUUAAGGCUCAGCUUUCAAUGGAGGUCAUUGGGUUGAGAUUGGGGUCACUGGCGACCCCUUGAGGAAAGAUGGGGGGAAAACGAAGGGAAAGAGGAGAGCUUUGAAGGGGGUCCCUUCCGUUCAGAGUCAUGAUGACCAUUGAAGGCUGAGCUUUAACGAAGUGGACGGCUUUCCCAGGAUCCAAGUGUCGCUUGGGGGUUUAUUACCCACUAGAACGGAUCAAUCGGAAGGCAUGUUUAUCGUUGGAACCAGUGCGAACGAGCGG